Notothenia coriiceps (black rockcod) is the source of this 542-nucleotide messenger RNA. RefSeq names its product histone deacetylase 3-like. The record is from RefSeq and is a predicted model, not a curated record. Bases 128 to 514 code for a protein of 128 amino acids. The transcript has 4 exons. Lineage: Eukaryota; Metazoa; Chordata; Actinopteri; Perciformes; Nototheniidae. Gene Ontology annotation, biological process: epigenetic regulation of gene expression. Gene Ontology annotation, molecular function: histone deacetylase activity.
GCUCUCUGAUGACGUGUCGGUGUUUUUACCAUGGCGGCUAUCUUCUAAUUGAUAGGAAAAUGUGUGUUUUGUAGCUGCAAGAACGCUCGUAGUUUCUCAUAAAAAUUCACAACAUAUUCCUUUCAGAAUGAAUAACAGAACGUCUUAUUUUUAUGACCCAGACGUGGGGAACUUUCAUUAUGGUGCCGGCCACCCCAUGAAGCCCCACCGUCUGUCUCUGACUCACAGUCUGGUGCUGCACUAUGGACUCUACAAGAAAAUGAUGGUGUUCAAGCCAUACAAAGCGUCUCAGCACGACAUGUGUCGGUUCCACUCUGAAGACUACAUAGACUUCCUGCAGAAGGUCAGCCCCAACAACAUGCAGGGCUUCACCAAGAGCCUCAACACUUUCAACGUGGGAGACGACUGUCCUGUGUUUCCAGGUCUUUUUGAGUUUUGCUCAAGAUACACAGGAGCCUCCUUACAGGGGGCCACACAGCUCAACCACAAGGUAAGGGGGGGGGCUGAACUCUGAACUAUGGGAGGAUGCAAUCUAAGGGGUC